AUGAAUGACAGCACAGAUAGAGGUGAAAAUCAUGAUAUAACUAUAAAAAUGCAGGAUUCAAUUGAUAGUAUGAGCAAGAAUGCAACCUCUUCACCCAAGGUAGUUCCUUUGUCAAAUAAUCUGUCCCUAUUAAACUCAAUCGAAAAACACAGCAAAGGUCUGCCAUCAAAAGCUAGAUUUAGCAGAUCUCCUCGUCGGUUUCAAAAACUAAAACCAGAUAAUGAGUCGUCGGUUGAUUCUUUUGAAUUAAAUGCCGAUGUCCUACAACAACAUCAACAACAGACAAGUAAACAAGAAUAUGAUGAACUAGAGCGACGAUUCGCUGACACCUUACUCAAAUACGAGCAUAUAAAAGUUGACAAUCAACGGUUAAUAGAUGAACUACACCUGAAUCAGGAGGAAAUUGAUUCGCUCAAAUCCCACAUAAAAUUGGUUGAACAAACUGUUGUUGAUAUGGAAUCCGAAAAACAUGGAAUACAAGAGGCCUUCAAGAAAAAUGAAUCAAUGUACAGGAAGGUAGUAGAAACCUUACAAAACAAAGUAGAAGAUUUGAGUCUGCAACUUUCAAUUAGCAUUGCUCCAUCGGUGGCCGAACUUCGUGAUCGUGAUAAUAAUUUAGUGCAUAAAUAUGAAAAACUUUUACGUGACUAUAAGGUUCUUCAGCAUCAAUAUGAAGUUGAAAAGAGCUCAAAGCUUGUUUUAAUGGAUCAGAUUGAGUUUUUAGCACACAAGAAUGAAGAACUUGUCAAUCAAUUGGAGAGUCCAAUUACCGAUGAUUUAGAGAGUGAAGAUAAAAGUAUUGAUCAAUUUAUAAACCACGCAACUCACACCAUGAAUGAGAUAGCAAAUGAAGAGGAGGAGGAUGAAGAAGAAGGUGGUGAUGUAUGUGAAGAGUUCUACAGCGAAAAAGAUGGUACAUCAGACUCUAUUAAAGUUACAUCUCAUUUCCAGUUCCCACCUUCGCCAGACCCCCAGUCGAAAGAACGGAAAAGACAGUCACUACCAACUAAUUUCGCUUCACAAUCUAUUCCCCAACCUAAUGAAUUUGUAUUAUCGCCAUUCAAAUUAACACCUGGGGUAUCGUCGUCCACUACAGAAGACAAGGAUGCGAUGUUUGACAAUCCAGACAAUUCGAUAGUCAAACGAUACUCGAAAACAAAACCUACUCACACUAGAUACAAUAGUCAUGAUAUACUACCGAUAAAGGUGGAGUUUGAACCAGACUCGGUCAGAUACACUUCUAUGCCCGAAAAGGUGCAUAGACAGGAUCUGGGAUUUGACGUGAUUGAAGAGUCAUUUGUCGAGGACUACGCUAAACUAAAUCACCGAGACGGGACAUUUUUUGCCCUUAAUGGUACCGGUUCUGAAGAUACCGGCUUUGAUACAAGUAAACGUAUGUCGUAUGAUGAUUUUGACCUGUCGUCCAAGCGUUCGAGUUACAUAAACGCUGAUAACAAGACUCGACAGGAAGUUACAAAGCUCAAGUUUGAACUUCAAUCGUUGAAACUACAUAAUGAAAAAUUGUUAUCGUAUAUUGGGUUUGAGUUGCAAAAACAGAAAAAGAAUAUCAAGAAAUUGGCCAAAAAGCAGUCUUCUAAUUCGAUGAGAGCAUUGAACAAACAAAUGGAGUACUCGGAUGCAAAACUCAUUGAAGAGUCCAAGAACAUGUUAAUCAACAAAAAGAGAGUAUUGAGGUCAGUGUCGAUCAAUGCCGUGUUUAAUAAGAAUGAAAAGUUUGCCACCAACCCAGUUGGAAUCAAUCAUGCUGGCGUCAACAAUGGUGAACUCAAUGCAGCUCCAGAAGUGUAUUCGUAUGAUGAGGAGUCCAACGAUCAACAACUGGAAUCCAAUUUUGUUAAUGAUAAAAUAGUGAAAAAGUUUGCCUCGCAAAUCUUCCGCCCAAACGACUUGUACUCGCUAAGUGAGGAUGAGGCAGAUUCUGACUUUGAAAAUGAUACUUGGGAACUAGGUGCAGACGGUGAGGAUGAUACAAAUUUGAACGAAGAGUACUAUGCCACUUCAUCCUCAUCAUCCUCGUCGGAUGAAGAGUUGAAUAUGCUUCAUAAGAUAAGAUCAUAUGUAAUGGGGCCGACAAAGGAUUCGAAAUCCAAGUCAAAAAGGAGACUGAAGGAUGACUUAGUUGAUGAUAAUUUGAAAUUCAAGUUUCUCACCAUUGCUUUGGGUAUUGCUAUAAUAGGAUUGAAACUAACACCGAAAUCGCAACAAAUGGCGAUAGGACAGUAG
Lodderomyces margitis is the source of this 2244-nucleotide messenger RNA. RefSeq lists its product as uncharacterized. The transcript has a single exon. The record is from RefSeq and is a predicted model, not a curated record. NCBI's taxonomy places the organism in Eukaryota, Fungi, Ascomycota, Pichiomycetes, Serinales, Debaryomycetaceae. The coding region runs from base 1 to 2244 and encodes 747 amino acids.